Molecule: messenger RNA, 1284 nt
Organism: Sitodiplosis mosellana (orange wheat blossom midge)
Lineage: Eukaryota; Metazoa; Arthropoda; Insecta; Diptera; Cecidomyiidae
Product: calcium-dependent protein kinase 3-like
Exons: 3
Biological process (GO): protein phosphorylation
Cellular component (GO): nucleus; mediator complex
Molecular function (GO): RNA polymerase II CTD heptapeptide repeat kinase activity; ATP binding; cyclin-dependent protein serine/threonine kinase activity
Source: RefSeq, a predicted model, not a curated record
AUGAAUCCAAUUGGGCCAACAGGAACGCUUAUGCAAGAGAGACAAGCGUUCACACCUCAAAUAGUCCAUGUGGAAAAAGUGAUUCCACUGCGCUUCACGGAUGAUAAUAUCAUCAUUUGCAACCGGAUAUCUGUCACAGAUAUGCUCCAAACCCUGUCAAAUGACAUCGGUGAGGAUGUGCAUUUUCGACGGAAUGUCAAAGAUGUUAAAGCAAACACGCUCUAUGGUUAUUUUCGUAACAAAAUGUGGAAUCGUGCUGUUGUCAAAUUUUCUCAGCAAAAUAAGAAGGUGAUACAUCUCCUCGAUACUGAUGGCGUUUAUGAUUUUCAUGAACGAAUGGUUAUUCGCGAAAUACAAAGCCAGAAACUAAUUGACAUCGACGUCGGCCAAAUCAAAAUAUUCGUCCAUGCAAUUCAUCAAUACAAACCUAAACGCCCUUUCAAGAACAUUUUCGAUCAAGUUUUGUUGGAUACUCCUGUGACUGCUGUUUUUAGCUUGGUUGAGGAAAAAAACGCAUUGGUUCAUGAGAGCUAUGCUGGCGACUUCAUCUAUGAAGUGAAUGGAAAACUGUUGUCUUUUCGUGAAAUAUUGAUCAACGAGAAAAUAUCCUACCCGAGUUUGGUCACUGGAGAGUUCAACAAGAUGCUAUUUUGCAAAAGAGCGGAGAUACUGUCGCCAAAUAAUAUCCUGACAAAAGGAACAAUGUCAGAUUAUCGUCGUACGAUCACGGAUGAUAAUCCAAUGGCCGAUAGUGCAACAACCUCAUUUCUAUUCUUCGGGAUGGUAUGGAAAGGUUACGAUCUAUUGGAAAAGACAGAGAUCGCAGUGAAGGUGUUCAAAAGUGACCUUUUCAAUAACAAGAAAAACUUAGAAGAACAUCGACAUGAGGCGGAGAUGGUUCAAAGUUGCUGGCAUCAGAAUAUAAUUGCACUCAUAUCCAGCAAUGAUAUUCCCGAUCAUGGUGUAUGCCUCAUUUUUCCGUUCAUGACCAUGGACCUUCACGAUGAAAUACAUCUGAAAACAGAUGUGAUUGAAAUGAAGAGAGUGAAAGAAGUCAUGUUCAUGACUCUAUCCGGCAUAAGCUAUUUGAACGAAAAAAAAAUCGUGCACCGCGACAUUAAACCGACCAAUUUACUAGUGCGCAAAGAUGGAUUACUGAAAAUUGGUGACUUUGGGCUGGCGGUCAAGUUAAAUCCAUGCGAAUUUUUGAAAAAACCUGCAGGAACACUCAUUUACCGUGCACCAGAAACAUUUAUUGGUUGUUACAACGAAGUGGACACUUGG